AUUGGCUCUUGCAACGUGGCACAGAAAGCCCCCCGCUGGUAUCGAGGACAGAAGAAAUCUCUCUCUCCCGCAUCACAGCAGCAGAUCCAAAUCGUCCGACCGUAAUCCUCAUCAAAGAUAUCUUAGCAAUGGACACUGAUACUGGCAGCAGAGAUUGCUUAGCUUGGGCUGCAAGAGAUGCUUCUGGAAUUCUUUCUCCUUACAGAUUCAAUCGCAGAGUUGUCAGAAGCGAUGAUGUUCGUAUAGAAAUAACACAUUGUGGAGUUUGUUAUGCUGAUGUCCAUUGGACUCGAAAUGCGCAUGGUGACUCAAAGUACCCAUUGGUGCCUGGGCAUGAGAUUGCAGGAGUUGUCAUGGAGGUUGGUUCCAAUGUUAAACGUUUCAAAGUUGGUGAUCAUGCUGGUGUUGGCACAUAUGUUAAUUCAUGUGGAGAGUGCGAAUACUGUAAUGAUUUUCUAGAAGUUCAUUGUUCGAAAGGACAAAUUUUCACUUUCAAUGGCCUUGAUUCAGAUGGCACGAUCACAAAAGGAGGAUAUUCCAGCUACAUCAUAGUUAAGGAGAGGUACUGCUACAUGAUACCUGAUGGCUACCCAUUAGCUAAGGCAGCACCUUUGCUAUGCGCUGGAAUCACAGUGUACACUCCCAUGAUGCGCCAUAAGAUGAACCAACCUGGAAGAUCUCUUGGAGUCAUUGGGCUAGGUGGCCUCGGUCACAUGGCAGUGAAGUUUGCAAAAGCUUUUGGUUUGAAAGUAACAGUGUUCAGUACGAGUGAGUCCAAGAAAGAGGAAGCACUAAAACUUCUUGGAGCAGACAAAUUUGUGAUCUCAUCAGACAAGCAGCAGAUGGAGUCUAUGACAAAAUCCCUGGAUUUCAUCAUCGACACUGCUUCUGGUGAUCACCCCUUUGAUCCUUACAUGUCACUUCUGAAGGUUGGUGGAGUUUUGGUCCUAGUGAGCUUUCCUAGUGAAGUCCGUAUGCAUCCCGGAAGUCUUAACCUUGGUUCAAGAAGUAUUUCUGGCAGUUUGACUGGUGGUACCAAAGAGACACAGGCAAUGCUGGAGUUCUGUGCAGCAAACAAAAUAUAUCCAGAAAUUGAACUCAUCAAUAUUCAGUACAUAAAUGAGGCACUUGAGAGGCUUGUAAACAGAGAUGUGAAGUAUCGUUUCGUGAUUGACAUUAAGAACUCUCUCAAGUGAGUUCAAAAUUAUGAGAGCUACCGCAUGGAGCUUCCCCAGAGCUUAUAUAAGUCACGGUUUAUGUAUAUUCAGAAAUAUGCACUCUUAAUAAUGCUACUUUAUAAGUGCUCCUGCACAAACUUGGUUGAAUUUUGAUCUUUUGCUGUCAGAUUUCUCACAUAUCUAUAUAAAUAGAUAUAUUUUUAUGCUUUUUGUU
Molecule: messenger RNA, 1392 nt
Organism: Phoenix dactylifera (date palm)
Lineage: Eukaryota; Viridiplantae; Streptophyta; Magnoliopsida; Arecales; Arecaceae
Product: putative cinnamyl alcohol dehydrogenase 1
Molecular function (GO): zinc ion binding; oxidoreductase activity, acting on the CH-OH group of donors, NAD or NADP as acceptor
Source: RefSeq, a predicted model, not a curated record